CCCGCCCGUCUGGAGGAGAGCGUCUCCACAGCUGCCCGGAUGUCUGCGCUGCUGCUCCGAGCCCUAAGGGUCGUCUGCCAGCCGCUGUGGCUGCUGGCCUUGCUGGCGCUGUGCCCUGCGGCCUGGGCUGACUGUCCUUGCGGGGACACUGCGCUCUGCCGCCCGAUCCGACACCGCCCAGACUUCGAGGUCUUUGUGUUUGAUGUUGGGCAGAAGACUUGGAAAUCUUAUGACUGGACACAAAUUACAACUGUGGCAGCUUUUGGAAAAUAUGACUCAGAACUCAUGUGCUACGCGCAUUCAAAAGGAGCCAGAGUAGUGCUAAAAGGAGACGUACCCUUAAAGGACAUCACUGAUCCUAGUUUCAGAGCAUCCUGGAUAGCACAGAAACUUCACUUGGCCAAAACACAAUAUAUGGAUGGAAUCAAUAUUGACAUAGAGCAAGAAGUUAAUUGUUCAUCACCUGAGUAUCAUGCAUUAACGGCUCUGGUCAAAGAAACCACAGAGUCUUUCCAUCAGGAGAUUGAGGGAUCCCAGGUAACCUUUGAUGUAGCUUGGUCUCCGAAGAACAUAGACAGAAGAUGCUAUAAUUAUACUGGAAUCGCAGAUGCUUGUGACUUUCUCUUUGUGAUGUCUUAUGAUGAACAAAGUCAGCUUUGGUCAGAAUGUAUUGCAGCAGCAAAUGCUCCCUAUAAUCAGACAUUAUCUGGAUAUAAUGACUACAUCAAGAUGGGCAUUAGCCCUAAGAAACUUGUAAUGGGUGUGCCUUGGUAUGGUUAUGAUUACGCCUGCCUGAACCUUUCUGAGGAUCAUGUUUGUACCAUUACAAAAGUCCCUUUCCGGGGGGCUCCUUGUAGUGAUGCUGCAGGACGACAAGUGCCCUAUAAAACGAUCAUGAAGCAAAUAAACAGUUCUGUUUCUGGAAGCCAGUGGAAUGAAGAUCAGCAGGCUCCUUAUUAUAAUUAUAAAGAUCCUGCUGGCCAUUUUCAUCAAGUAUGGUAUGAUAACCCUCUGAGCAUUUCUUUAAAGGCAUCAUAUAUACAAAACUCUGGUUUACGGGGCAUUGGUAUGUGGAAUGCAAACUGCCUUGACUACUCUGGAGAUGCAGUAGCCAAACAGCAAACUGAAGAAAUGUGGAAAGUCUUAAAGCCAAAAUUGUGACAGAGAUGAAGAUCUGCUGUCAAACUAUUAAGAUAUAGAAAACUGACCUACAUAAAUAAAUCUAGUACACUAUCUUGAAGAGAUAAAAAAUUAAUUUUUGUCAUGUUGUUGUAAAUAAAAAAGGAUUAAAAAAUAAAGAAGUGCUCUGA
Octodon degus (degu) is the source of this 1310-nucleotide messenger RNA. It is a transcript of the gene Ctbs, whose product is annotated as chitobiase. Gene Ontology annotation, biological process: carbohydrate metabolic process; chitin catabolic process. Gene Ontology annotation, cellular component: extracellular region. NCBI's taxonomy places the organism in Eukaryota, Metazoa, Chordata, Mammalia, Rodentia, Octodontidae. The coding region runs from base 40 to 1161 and encodes 373 amino acids. The record is from RefSeq and is a predicted model, not a curated record. The transcript has 7 exons. Gene Ontology annotation, molecular function: chitin binding; chitinase activity.